ACACACCACACACACACACACACACCAACGCUACGUAGAGCACGAGACGAGCGCCAAAAAUCGUUCGAUAUCCGCUCGAAUUUCCGGCGGUUUUCUGUGAUGUAAAGUAACAAAUCGCUAUAAAUUUCUCCUGUAUCAUCUUGAAAAUUAUUGGAACAUGGUGGAAUUUCCGCUGGGAUAUCGCGAAGUCGUGCCGGAUCAAACUCUGCCGGAAAAAUGGAAGGAGAUCACCCUGAACACAGGUGGAAGCCAAAGUACGUUACAGGAUAUAAAGGUACCAGAAAGGGCUGGCGGUUACUCGUACAGAGACUCAUCAAAGUAUUUUACUCGUAAUCGUUUCAUUUAUUGGCGUAUUUGUCAUGAUGUACUCGAAUUGAUUGAGCAUAGUCUUGACAUUAAUCUCGCCAACUGUCGAGUCAGAUACAAAUUUACGGAUACCCCAAUUUUGGAUGGAAUUUCUAUUCAUGAGACAAUUAAUUCUGUCAUUAUCCUGAUUGUCACCGUUUCCAGUGUUCACAAACUUACCUUUUCUCACCCAGAUAAAAUUCACAAACAAGAAAACUUAUUGGGUACAUAUACAGAUCUCAAUGUACAGUCUAUAUUCAGUGAAGCUUCUGCACAAAAUGCCAGAGAUCCUCAUACAUUUCACAUCAUUUCCAACGCUGGAACCACAAACUCUCCAGUGCCCCAUGCAGCAGCGUCGUGGCUUACAUUGCCACAGGAAGAAGCACUAUUUGCUCUUGCCUACAAUUCAGCAACUAUAUUACUUCUGAGGCUCGACUCACUCACAGGUCUUGUACAUACCAGUGAAUUGAAACAAGAUUCGAUAGUGCCCAAAUUUCUGAGCGGUAUAGCCACAGCGUUUAGAGGUCGUAAUACCGAAGCUCACGUUGCCAUGUCCCUCGUUAUACACAGUUACGGUAGCGAUACGUAUUUGUUCGCGUUAUGUCGAGAAGGUAACGUACGUGUAUGGUCUUGUAAUAAGACGCAGUGCGUAGCUGUGAUGGACGCGGCAAUCGAGAAUCGCAUUGUGUCUCGAAGCGCGCAAGGUCACGUCUUGAGGAAAGCGCUGGGCACCGAUAACGAAUUGUAUCUCGGAACAUUUUUAAAAUUCAGCGGUGGAUGCGAAUUUAGCAUUCUGAAGCCUAUGCAAGAUAACGGCAUAUUCAAGUUUGUUAGAUUAUGUACGUUAUACGCGCCGGAUCAACACCUGGUAGAUUUUGCAUUCACACCGACCAGAUUGUGGGCAGUGUGGAGAACGGCAGACAUGGACGCCGUGGCGGUUACGCACGCACAAUUAUCGCUGAAUGGCACGCAACGUAUUAAUUCCGAAUGGGAGACCACAAUUUUGGAACAAGCGCGCGACAGAGAUUACAUUGUAACCGAUCCUGGAACCGAUCCGAGGCAAGCAUAUAUAAAUUACAUUUUUCAUCCUGGACAAUUCUCGUUGGUGGACAUCACGAAAGCGCUAAGUAUCUACAGAAGAUCCAACGUAAUAGCAGAAAUGACUUUUUCACCGGCUGUCUUAAAGGAGAGAGUGUGUAUGGCGGUGGAGGCCGAAAUACAGGCGGAAGUGAUGGAUUCCGCCGAUUUACAGGCGGAUGUGAUUAUGGAUGAGGAUUAUCUCGAAAUCGCUAACCGAUGCUGGUCGAAAUUUUAUUCGUGCGUCGUUCAAUAUCACGCUAACGGUACUCGUCCUGUAGGUCUACUGUUACUGCCGAGCGUUUACGGCAUUGUCUUAUUGAAAAAAUCAUCCUUAUCGCUUUUGAGACCCAUGGAAGCUUUAGAACAUUUAGUGUUUUGCAACGACAAGUCUUACACAUCCCGUUUCAAAACAACGCCUGUUCUAUCGCAAGACGAAGACACGUGCCAAGAUCUAAUUACGCUAAUGUCCGCGUUGGUCAUAUUGGGAGAACAAUUGUCUGAAGAAACUAAAACUGAAAUUGAGAGAGAUUUGUAUCAUCUUAGAAGUCCCGAUAUUAUAAUCGAUGAUUUGCUGUCAAAAUUGAUGUUGGAACCCGACGAUCCGCUAUCGGAUUUCGAUUUCCAAUCGGAGCUCUAUCACAAACUAAGUAGUGUCAAGGAUAUAUCGGGCGCUAUGGCCAUGUUGCUUGAUGCUUUAACGUACGAUCUUGGACAACCGAGUAAGCUGCAAUUCGAGAACGAUCACGAUGCCUCAAGAAUCUUGUUAAACGUCAAUCAUCUAUUCGGCAGCCAGAUGGGAAUUUCCGCGAUUGCGGAAACCAUAACGCAAAUAGCGCUUUUGAGAUUCUCCAUCUGCAGAGAUCUAUUGAUCUUACAGCAGUUCAUAUUAUUGCGUCCCGAGAUAUUUGACUCGAGUUCCUUGCAUACCAUAAAAUCAUCGUUAGCGCCGAGAACCGUUGUACUUACUCAAGCUUACUAUGUCGUUACAUGGAUAUGUGAAUCUACGGCAACAUAUACUCCUUCGCAAUCCUUACUCGAAUCCAGCUCGCAGCGUCUUUCCAUGUUGAAGCUCGUUGAUCCACGAAUCAACGUCGGACAAAGGCAGCAUCGAUCCCUGUCGCUCUUAGAACUGUUUAUCCAUAGCAGUGGUGGGAAACAUGCUCAUAUGUUGAUGGCUCAAGCGAAUAUGGAUCCGAUGACUCUAAUACCUUGGCAUUAUAGUAUGCUGACGCAUGUAACGCUUAUCGCGCAACUUAUAUGGCCGAUAUCCGGAAAUUUUAUCUUUCCCGAAUGGUUACUCUCAAGUUGUCAAUUCCUGCUUGUUCAAGAAUAUGUGAGACUUCUGAACACGUGGUGCGAGUGGAAUAGCGCCUCAAGGAAGUUUAUCCUAGCCAUUGCAUUACUAGAAAUGGGAGAGAUGCAAAAGGCGUGCGAUAAUUUCCUUCGUGCUUCCAAUGGAAUUUUGACUGACGUAUUUUUGGUGGACGCCUUACUCAACUCUAACGUAACAUCAAGAAACAAGGAUUUGGUCCAUUAUUAUCUAAAGGUUAUCAAAUUGUUUGAGGAACACAACGCAUCCGAUUGUAUCAUAGAAAUUGCCGAGACGGCUAUAGCGACCGCCGACAUGGAUGACCCAAAUUUGCCGACGCUCCAUUCAAUAAUAUUCGCGCAACACCUGGGUCUAGGUCACCACGCAGAAGCUUACCAUUGCCUGAACGCAAAUCCAGACGCUGCACGUAGAGUGGAUUGUUUACGGCAAUUGGUCGUAACGUUAUUCGAGAAAAAAUUGUUAAUAGACUUAAUUUCUUUUCCCUACGUCGAUAUGUAUGAGGAUCUCGAGAGAAUAGUAGAGGGCAGAGCCAGAAGCGUCGAUCUUAUGGAAAAUAAUUAUUAUAACUUCUUAUAUAGUUUUCACGUCAAUAAACAAAACAUGCGGAAAGCCGCAUCCGUAAUGUACGAACAAGCUAUGCGUUUAAGUCAGGAACCUCAUUCUGCACCGAUUAUAGCGAAGCAAGCGCAAUGUUUACUGGCGUGUAUUAAUGCCUUGUAUCAUGUAAGCGAAAAAUACAGAUGGAUCGUAAGACCUGUCGAUCAGAACAUCUCCGGCGAAUUGAAUUCGUCGAACGCGCAAAAGAAGAGAGACAUAGAUGGAAAAGAAGUGUUGCAUUACAAGAUAAAGAAGCAAGUUGAAGUCCUCGAAUUGGAUGAUAUCAAGAAAGAGUAUUAUAUAGUAGAUGCGAGAUUGAAAAUAUCGAAAGUCAAUUCGGAGAUGCAUAUAGUCGCACAUACUGAACCAUCCGAGCUGAUUAUCACUUUGUGCAGUACUGGCUUGUACACAACAGCACUACACUUGUGCGACGAAUUUAAAAUUAGUAAAGCCUCUGUACUCGAAAGUUUAACUUCUCAAUGCAUCAAAUUGAGCCAACACGAGGAUCCAAAUGCCUGGGACUGGCUAAUACAAAAUGAUAUAUUCGAUAUUGGAAUAUCUAAUACAACCAUUGCAAAUACCGCUUGGAGAUUGUUGGAAUACUUCACAUUGAAGCAUGAAAAAGACGACAACAGUGAAUUACAUAAGGCCGUUGCGCGUAAAUUAUUGCAAGAUGGAGCCUUUCUACCACAAUGGUUAUUGAUAUCGUAUAAAAAACGCAACGCUUCGGAGCUUCUUCGUCUCAUGUUGAAUACCGGCCGAUUAGUGGAAGCAAGCGAGUUAGCUGUAGAUUAUAUUAACGCGGCAUUAGGUAGCGGAAAAGAACAUUUUGGUUUUGAGACACCAUUAGUGGCUACUGCGCCACCAACCUGGUUGCCGUUUAAUACCAUCGAAGUAUUGUUAAAUGAAUUAGAAUACUUAAGUAAAAACUCCACUUAUAUAGAGAGCUACGAUAGAUUAAAUUCAACGCUGGAUAAAUAUCUAGAAACAGCGGAACGUGUUUCCGAAGAUAUGAUUAAAAUGAAAAUGAUGAGUGAACACUCCUAGUAAAUUGGACAUAUUCUGUGUAUCUAUCAUUUGCAUACCACCGCCCCUCAACUGGUCUCCUGCGAUGUACAUAUUAUCAAUUUAUGUUAUUAGUACAACGACUGAAACAGUAUCAAAAAUCAUCAUUUGCAGUUUUUGAAAUUAGUUUUCAUUUUGUACAUUCGUUAAACGUGAAUUUUCCGCUAUGUAAUAAGGGAAUUUGUUUGUAUAAUGAUUUAAAGUGCCAAGAAAUGAAUUAUACUACACUUUACACAUCUUGUUAGAGUACAGUUUAUGGUAAGGGUGCUUUGUUGAAUGUCGAGUAUUUUUGUUAAUUUUAAAUUAUUGUUAUAUUUGUAUAUGUAUACCUCAAUAUUUAUUAUUAUAUUUUCUAUAUCUCAAAGAUCAUUUUUUUUUUUC
Molecule: messenger RNA, 4798 nt
Organism: Formica exsecta
Lineage: Eukaryota; Metazoa; Arthropoda; Insecta; Hymenoptera; Formicidae
Gene: Nup160
Product: nuclear pore complex protein Nup160 homolog
Exons: 14
Coding region: 158-4399 (1413 amino acids)
Cellular component (GO): nuclear pore
Molecular function (GO): structural constituent of nuclear pore
Source: RefSeq, a predicted model, not a curated record